AUGGGCUCAAGAAGAGGAUAUAAGAAGGAAGAGGAGGAUUUUCUGAAAAAGCUUGUGAAUAGUGUCAUUGACCAAUUUUUCAAGGAAUUUAGCCAUCAAAGCUCCCGCCUGGCCCCUCCUGAUAAUCAACCUCCGGAGUCUGAAAAAGAAUACUCCGAAUACAUCUGGACUUUCAUUGAGAAAAAUCUGUCAUCUUUCUACCAACCAGGAAAUCCAUUCGUAGAAGAUCCUGUUCGGGAGGCGGCUGCUCGGGCGAAACAGCUCACAGCGGAGCUCGACUUGGAACCCAAGCUAACACCAAAAGUGGUGACGCUGGCAUUAUAUGACUUUGUGAUAUUUUGUGACGAUAGUGGUUCAAUGCAAACCGGAAAUCGUGUUGCGGUGCUGGAAGAUACUUGCCAACGAGUUGCCGAUAUCGCAACCUUUCUCCAACCUCAAGGAAUAUCUCUGCGUUUUAUAAACAACGACGACAAAUUUGAUGGGUCGGUGGAUAAAAACGACAUCAGGAAGAAGGUACAUGGUGUUCAGUAUACUGGAAUGACUCAACUGGGGACAAUGUUGCAAUCCAAAAUCAUCAAACCGUUGAUUGUCGACAAGAUAAAGGCUAGAAAGUAUACGAAACCGCUACUUGCAAUAAUCAUCACUGAUGGAUGUCCAACCAUCGAACCCGAGAAGUGUUUGCAAGAAGUCCUGAAAUGUAAGCAGAUUUUGGAUCAACAUCACUUCAGCCCAGCCAGCGCCGUCUUCCUUAUAUCUCGUGUUGGUGACGACCAGACGCAGAAGAAUUCCUGA
This is a messenger RNA of Paracoccidioides lutzii Pb01, 792 nucleotides long. RefSeq lists its product as hypothetical. Bases 1 to 792 code for a protein of 263 amino acids. The record is from RefSeq and is a predicted model, not a curated record. The transcript has 3 exons.